Pangasianodon hypophthalmus (striped catfish) is the source of this 2687-nucleotide messenger RNA. RefSeq names its product tetraspanin 31 (gene tspan31). The transcript has 6 exons. The record is from RefSeq and is a predicted model, not a curated record. Gene Ontology annotation, cellular component: membrane. Bases 159 to 797 code for a protein of 212 amino acids. Lineage: Eukaryota; Metazoa; Chordata; Actinopteri; Siluriformes; Pangasiidae.
UCUCUGUAGUCUGUGGAUGGUUUGUGGCUUUGGCAGGUUGGAGUAAGCAUCCUGUUAGCUCGGUGACUGUAACAGUUAGCACGGAGCAGCUCAGUGACUAGCUCACAGCGGGGAGAAGAGGAGUUGUAGACUGUAGAUUAAAUGCCUCAGGGUUCACCAUGGUGUGUGGAGGAUUUACCUGCUCGAAAAAUGCGCUUUGCGCUCUCAACGUCGUUUACAUGUUGGUGGGGCUGCUCCUGAUUGGUGUAGCAGCAUGGGGGAAGGGCUUCGGGAUCGUGUCCAGUAUACACAUCAUUGGAGGCGUGAUUGCUGUGGGCUUUUUCCUGCUGCUCAUCGCCAUUGUGGGCCUCAUCGGAGCCGUCCAUCACCACCAAGUCAUGCUGUUCUUUUACAUGGUUAUUCUGUUCAUUGUGUUCCUCUUCCAGUUUGGUGUGUCCUGCUCUUGUCUGGCCAUGAACCAGGAUCAGCAGGAGCAGUUGAUGACCUCCACUUGGAGUAUGAUGAGCAAUAAGACCAGGGUAGAUUUGGAGAAGAAGCUGGACUGCUGUGGCCUGUUCAACAGCACUGCAGACCACCAUGAGUUCGAUACUGACCGGGCGUUGUGUGAAGCUAACUGUUUAAACACUCAGAAUUGCUUAACGUGUGGUCAGAAAAUGCUGCAGCAUGCGUCCGAGGCCCUGAGAAUUCUGGGUGGUGUGGGUCUCUUCUUCAGCUUCACUGAGAUUUUAGGAGUUUGGCUGGCCAUGCGCUACAGGAACCAGAAAGACCCCCGGGCAAACCCCAGCGCAUUCUUAUAGUCUCCCAGCCUCCUCCGUGUCCCACAGUGCAGCAUCGCAGAUUCCUCUUCCCUUUGCACACCCGGAGGCACUCAGGCAUUCAGCAUGGACUUCAGACUGAACGCUGACAUGUUGCUCUCUACAAACCAUCUCACUGAUUUUAUGGCACCAAGAGCUAAAGAGCCCAUUUAAAGAAAAUUCUCUUUUCUCUCUAGAAUCUGGUCAUUUUUUUUCUUACAUAGUGAAAACAAAAGCUGGACGUCUCAUGAAUGAUAGGAUGAUGUUCGGUAUUUAUGUCUAGAUCUCCAGUCCCAUGGUGUGACCUACAUCAUGACCCCUCCCAUCCUUGAUUUGAGAAAAAGUGUCCUGGACAGAGAUUCAGCAUUAAUAUCUGCAUGCUUAUAGCCAUUACUACAGCUGGUCCACUCUGUUAUACUCCACCCGGCAGAUCCUCAGUCAUUAUUGUGCUCCAUAUAGUUUUACCAUUGUGGGCUUUUAGUGUCAGUGAAGCAGGUAGUUCAUAGAUUUUUAUGUGAGCUGGUCAAGGUGUGACAUCUGUGAUACACGGCAAACUUUACUUCCUGCUCCUUUCAGAUGUUUCUUGCUAAUGUGAGUUGUUGUUACAGAUGUACGAUGUGAGAGUGCUAGUUGAGGAAUUAGGAUUUUAGUUCAAUAUGUUGUGUAACUGAGCCAUGCAGAAGCCAGCAGACUGCAGCCCUGAUGUUGUGUAAAUACACGUGUCUCCGUGACGGGUUGCGUUUCUCAUACAUACACGUUUCAUUUGCUUCUCGCUGAGGUACUACCCGCACUGGACCUUUAACACACGUUUCUUGGUAUUACUCUCAGAUAUUGUGUUUUUGCAAUAUAGUGAAUUACAGACUCGCUUUUUUGUGCUAUAACCUGUGGGCAAAGUUCUUCCAGUGCCAUCACUUUAAUCCAGGUGUCUCAUCUCAUUCGCCUCUUAAGUCAAUAUUAGAGUGUGUACAUUUUUUCAUAAUGAAUUUUUUUUAAUGUUUUGUCAAGUUCUCUAUAACACUUGUUUGUCAAAUAAGUAUUAGUUCUACACCUUUGUUACUGUUAUUUCUUGAAAAAGAUUCUGGUUAGCUCUCAAUUUCUCUCACUUUUAUGCCUCCGCCACUAGGCGGUGUACAAAUUUGUAGCAUGUUGGCGACGGAGGCACUGCCAUCCGAGUUCUACUUGUUUAUUUUCUGUUUUAUUUUUGCCAUUCUACUUCACACUUUCAUUGUUUGCACCAUUUCUCCUUUUGCAUUUAAAAGUAUUAAGGUUAAGGCCAUUCAGGUUUGUAAGUUAUUUGUAUGUACUGUGUUCUAAAUAAUUAUAACUCUGCUAAUCUUACUUUCUUUUUGCUAAGUUUUCUUUCAUCUGUUUAAUCAUUCUUCACACCUUCAGUCUUAACUCUUUUUUCGUACUGAUUCAGUCCAGGUUUUUUUUUUCUUCAAAAUCUCCUCUUUAAGUCUCAUUUCACUUCCGAUAACUAGGAUGCACUGAAUUUUCACAAUGCAUAUUAAUAUUAUUGUGUAUAUGUGCUAAAGGUCAUUGGAGUACUAGUAUUGUGGCUGUUUUGCCAAAUAUUCAGAAUGUUUCUGUGGCCAUUUCUUUUCUCUCAUUAUUUAAUUUAUUGCCUUUAUAUAAGCAGGCCAUGUUCUCUUUCAUUAUUCUCACAACUCUGUAUGCACCUGCAACUCUUUUCCCGGAUGUUCCUUGUAUUUUUGGACCUGAUUUUUUCCAAUUAAAACAUCUUGGAGCAAAAUUUGGAAAACUGCCAUGUGCCCCAUUUUAAAGGAAAGUGCUUGAAUGAAGUAAAGAUUGAAGUUUUCUUUAUUCAUAUCCAUUUAUUUUGUUCUAUAGUGCACUUUUCUGUACAGAGCUACCAAUAAAUAGAUCCACUUA